Molecule: messenger RNA, 321 nt
Organism: Lactuca saligna
Lineage: Eukaryota; Viridiplantae; Streptophyta; Magnoliopsida; Asterales; Asteraceae
Source: the annotation of a GenBank genome assembly
AUGUUUGCUAAAAGUGCUCCAGUCCAAGCCCCAUUUCCUGUAAUUCACCAACCUUUUCCCGGUGACCCCUACCUUACCACGGCAGUGCUCGAAAGCACGAGAAUGUUUUGGAUGGAGGACAGGAACCACAAUUGGACCAUGGGCCAAAACCAUGAACCAAGACUUCUCAUCACUCCCAAAACCUGGAACAUCCUUGACCUCAGGCGGCCUAAUAAUUUCACCGAUUUGAAAAUCAUGUCGUAUUUUUUCCCCGACUCCUUCUCUGAGGAGGAAGAUGAGGAAGGUGGAGAAAGUGAUGACAAUGGCAGAGCGGCACCAUAA